AUGGACCACGUCUUUACUAUCAAGUCGCUCUAUCACCAGCCAGGGCCGCAGACGUCCAUCAACCUGUACUGGGCCCCGUACAACGACUGGGAUGUCUCCAAGCUCUCGAACAUGAGCCUCGUGCGGUACAGCGACAACUGGAUCGGCCCGACGGACUGGGAAGAGUUGGAUCAGCUCCUCAACGCGACGGGUGGUCUCUCCGAGCCGCUGGCCACGUUCCACGACCGCGUCGGGCCGUACGUCUCGAUCGAUUUAUAUCUUGUGGACGUGCCGUCGUCGGUCAUGACCAUUUAUGUUGCUUUUCAAGCGCUGCUGGGCAACGCCACAGUGCCUACCUCAUCCCUCGUCGUCGCGCCAACGCCCCCGGCAUGGGAGAAGACGCCAUAUGCCUUUAUGGGCGGCAACCCCGCCUGCCUCUCGAUGCCACGCUUCACCCCGUACGUGCAGCAUCCUUUUAGCUACACCGACGACUGCUCAGGGAAUGCGCCGUUCACCAUCAACAUGACAACCCAUGGCAUGCUCUUUGCGCGGCUCUGGGACAGCGCCAACGCCAGUGCGAUCUGCGCCCUUACGGCCGACGCACCUGCCUGCGCUCGGAUCCUCUCGGAGACUGCCACCUCGGCGCCCGACCUCGCGCUGGCGUCUCGGCUCUUGGCAGACGCAGCGACCGACGAUAUGGCGCAUACGAACGCGAGCCUCAUGCAAUUUGCAAUCGAUGGCACUGGAACGUGGCGGCUGCUGCGUCAGCCAUUGAUGGCGCCGCCCUCAGACGCGUGGACGUUCUUUGGCUGGCUCCUCGUGCACGACUGGAUCCUCGGCCGCCGCGAAGUCGUCGCGUUCGAAGGCGACGUCUCGUCCAUCGUCUUGAUCUCGGACGCGUACGAGCCGCUCGUGUAUCCAACGAGCGGCGGCGAUCGGUACAUGGAGGUUGCGACGCGCUACAUUGCCCAUCUCAUUACGACGUCCGUCUUCAAUCGGGUCCUCGUUGCCGUCGUGGUUGUUUGCGUGUGCGUUCUCUCGAGGGGCGCCGUCGAUGGAAGCAGCCUCGCCUUCUUCAGCCGCGUCGUUGGGUCUGUCUGGAGUGGUCGACCUCUCAUCUUCUUGCAGGGCAUGACCGCCAUUGUCAUCUUGAGCACGGCGCAGUUGACGCUUGUCCAGACCGCUGCGAGUGGCGUCACCCAGCUGCGAUUCGCACCGCGACCGCUCUGGCGCACAGCGAUCAUCGCGGGGGAAGCCACGUGGGUCUGUUACGUGCUGCAAGAGGUGCUGCUUGUCGCUGUGGGUGGCGCCGUCACGCGGGCAGCCAAUCCGUACAGCACAGCCUUUGUGUGGGCAACGUUUCUGCUUCUCGACGGUCUCUACCCUGUGGCGGCAAUUGGCACCUUGAGCCGUACGUGCGUCAGCUACGACAUGGACUACCAAGUCGACUGCCGAAGCGGAAACCUUCGCAUUGGUGACAUGCGCCGGGUCCUCUUGCUCGUUUCCAUCGCUGUCGGCGUCCCCCUUGGCAGCAUCGUCCUUGCUCGCUACUGGCGCAAAACGCCGCGCGUAGCACCCGUCUCGUUGGCGCCAUCGACGCAGCUCAAUUUGCACAUGUGUGGCAUCUCCCAAGCACUGCUGACGCUCCGGAUGGCGGAGACAAGUCAUGAUGACAUUGCCUACUUCUUAUCGGGCAUACUGACGUGGACGCUCCGGGAGCAGCGAUACCUCUUUGAUAUCAAGACGUGGAUCUUUGUCGAUCCUGGGCGCAACGCCGCAGCGUCAGAGCCGUGGACCGGACCUUCUUUGGAGCCCCCUGCACCACAAGAGGCAAGUGGCGCGCGACGCAUGAUCGUGUCCGUUGCCGCCCUCGCGUACCUCGGAGCGACGAUUGCUGCGAGCAUUUCGUAUAUUCAAGUGUCGGCGGUGAACCUUGCGAAUGACUUUUACUGGCCCCGCUUCAAUAGCUCGGGCACCCACGUCUUCUUGGCCUCUUGGAUCAAUACCCAGCUCGUCCUCAAUCGAACGCACCAAGGUCCGUUUCAAUUGACUUCGUCCAGCGUCAACCUCUUCAGCGCCUUCAACGCGACGGCAGCAACUGUACCUGCAGUGUUGAAUUACGCCGCCAAGCUCCAACACGACGCCUUUGCCACUCGCCUCGAUGCUAUCGUCGCGGGUCUCCGUGCGCUCGACGGCUGCGACGGGCCCUGGGUCUUUACUCCCUACUGCUACCUUGACCUGGAGAGACGCUGGGAAAUGGCCAACUCGGCCACUCGCCAAGCGCGCUGCAGUGCGAUGACCACGAACGGCGCCAUCUACCUCGAGACGCUCGUUCGCAACGUCGACGCGCCGUCGUGGCGCACGUGCUGGGGCGACGCGUUCGACGUGGCCAUCGGCUCGGAGCUCCGCCAGUCGCAAGCCGGUCGCGCGUGGCUCGGAUCCGCUUAUUUGACGCGGUCUCUUGCGAUAGCCGACGAAGUGACUUAUUGGCAAGAUCACGGUAUCACGUACUAUGACACGCAGUGGCAAAACUACAAGCAGCUCGGUAUGCUCAACAGCUACAGCAUCGUCAACUGCUACGACGCGACGUAUCCCUUGACGCUCCAGGCGCAAAAUGGCUCGUACCGCUUCUCGAGCCAGACGAGCUGGAAGAUGUACUGGGCGCUCGCCAACGACUUGUCGGCGGUCAUGCGCAAUGAGAGUGGUUUGCAUGGUCUGUCUCUACUGCGAUCGAGUGCCCGUUAUGGCUUUGCGAACCAGUCGAUGGAGGCCGUCUUGAUGCAGAGUGGCGAGCUCACUGCGCCGUUCACAGCUGGUUUUGCUUUGGUGUCGGACGUCCUUGGUCCGUUCGGCUCGGUCGACAUGAUCUACGUGAGCGUGCCGAGGCUACUGCAAGAAACAUUUGCAGAUCUUUUGGACGCACUCCGUUCGACGCUUCGCACUGAGCCAAGUGCGCAAGAGCUUUUCAGUCGCAUUGCAGAAACCCAGCGACUCUGGCCCGUGCCACCGGCUUGGUGGGAGGACUUUGCGUAUGUGACGGGGGGCUCCCUUCUCUGUCUGGACGCGCUCCCCCCCGGAUAUUUGGAGGCCGGGCUCACGCGGUUCACGUCGUUUAGCAUGUCGUGCAACGGCGCAGCGCUCUUCCUUGCGCGGCUUCGUCCGUCCCGCGAGCAGUUCGUUUUGGCCACGCUUCUGGCGCAGCUUUCACCCGCGUCCAACGUCUCCGAGAUAUGCGCGAUCGACGUGUACAACGUCGACGCGUGCACAGCGUACAUCGGUCUGGCGAUUUCCAUGCAAGUGGCACAUCCUUCGAUCCUCAUCAGCGCGGCUGCCGUCGCCGCUGCACGCAACGUGGUGGGGAAUGUCUCGUUUGCGAUGUUUGCACAGAGCGACGACGCGUCGCCAGUCGUCUUGGCGACGCUGCCCCUCUUCAACGCCCCCGCAUUUGAUGUGUAUACGUGGCUCUAUCUCUCCGACUGGGUGCUCGGGAAGCGAGAAGUGGUUUCGUUUCAAGGCGACCAGAGCGCGAUUACCGUGCUUCUCGAGCCAGAGAGUCUACUGCAGCAGCCUCCGAAUGCGUGGCAAGUCCUCUCCAACGUAGCGCUCUACACCCGCGCCGGCGUCCUGUACAUUACCUGCGUCCUGCUCGGCGUCGCGGUCGUUGUGACGUGCUACAUCCUCGCGAGCCGCGGCGCGUUCGAGUGGCUCAACAUGUUCGAGCUCAGUCGUGUCGGCGGCAUCGUCUGGGUCGGCCGUCCGCUCUUGCUUCUGCGCGCCACGACGGCCCUCUCGGUGCUCUCGACCGCGACGCUCGAGCUGCUCUACGAACACAACGCCAUUAGCGCGUUCCAGACGGUUCAAAACCCAUGGUACACCACCUUGCUCGCAGCGAGCGAGGUCACGUGGCUCGUCGCCGUCGUCAACGACGUGGCCAUGGCGCUCACGCAGGCCUACACGGCGCACUACGCGACCUUCAACAGCGUCGCCGUGUGGGCGACUGUCGCGCUCCUCUCGUUCGUGUCGCCCGUGACGCACACCGUGUCCUUGCAGCCGGUCUGCGACCUCGUGCAGCUCGACUGGCAGAUUGUGUGUGCGUCCGGUCACAUUGUGAUUGGUCAGUGGUCGCGCUACGUGGCGCUCGUCACGAUCGUCGUGGGCUGGAACGGCGCGAGUUACGUAAGCACGCGGCUGUGGCUGCGACAGCCGCCGCCGACGCACGGUCGGUCUGUCUUUCUCUCGUGCGGCGCCAAGUACCUCUUCGAACACCGCCAGUGGACGCACGGCGGCGUCUACUAUCUGGACCGCGCAUCCGCUGUGCUCACGGGGCUUCUCACGCUGCGCUGGCGGCGACAGCUGUACGUGUUUGACGUCAAGCUCUGGCGCAUCUUUGCGCUGGCCGCUCCAGCCCUUCCAGUCGGUCAUCCUUGGACGAACCGCUUGCAAGAAGGGAUUCCGCUACUAGCGUAG
Messenger RNA from Saprolegnia parasitica CBS 223.65, 4446 nucleotides. RefSeq lists its product as hypothetical. Bases 1 to 4446 code for a protein of 1481 amino acids. The record is from RefSeq and is a predicted model, not a curated record. The transcript has a single exon. NCBI's taxonomy places the organism in Eukaryota, Oomycota, Saprolegniomycetes, Saprolegniales, Saprolegniaceae.